Molecule: messenger RNA, 2871 nt
Organism: Podospora anserina S mat+
Lineage: Eukaryota; Fungi; Ascomycota; Sordariomycetes; Sordariales; Podosporaceae
Exons: 4
Coding region: 1-2871 (956 amino acids)
Biological process (GO): protein import into nucleus; protein export from nucleus
Cellular component (GO): cytosol; nuclear envelope
Molecular function (GO): small GTPase binding; nuclear export signal receptor activity
Source: RefSeq, a predicted model, not a curated record
AUGGCGACCGACCUGGUGCAGAUCGCUCAGCUGCUUAACCUGACACUGGAUGCGAAGCAGCACCGCAAAGCUGAGGCCGAGCUCAAGAUUCUAUCAGAACAGCCCAACUAUUCCCUGUCCCUUCUCACACUCGUCCACGAUGCCACGAAACCAACCCAGACCCGCCUCGCGGCAGCCCUUGCCUUUAAGAACUUUAUCCGCCACAACUGGGUAAACGAGGAUGGAUCCCACAAGCUUGCUGCGAACGAGGUCGAGACCAUCAAGAAGGAGAUUGUCGGCAUGAUGAUUGAAGCCCCCAGCCAAAUUCAGGCCCAACUGGGCGAGGCCAUCUCGACCAUUGCCGAUUCCGAUUUCUGGGAGCGCUGGGACACCCUUACCCAAGAUCUUGUUAGCCGCCUUUCUCCAACGAGUUUUAAGCAAACAAAUGGCGUUUUGGAGGUUGCACACUCGAUUUUCGGUCGGUGGCGCCCUCUGUUCUCGAGCAACGACCUGAACCGCGAAGUGUUGCAUGUGGUUGGUGUGUUUGGCGACCCCUUUAUCCAGAUGCUGGGCAUCGCCGACCAGCAAAUUGGGGCCAACUCGGGCAACGAGGCCGAGCUCAGGGGUUGGCUUACCACGAUGAGUCUCCUUGUUAAGAUCUUCUACGACCUUUCGUGCCAGGACCUACCACCAGUCAUCGAGUCGAACCUGCAGUCCAUCACCGUGCUCCUCCACAAGUAUCUCAGUUACACCAACCCAAUCUUUGAUGGCGAGGAGGACGAUCCCACGCCACUCGAGAACCUCAAGUCAGACAUCUGCGAAGUUCUUCAGCUGUACACAAACAAGUACGACGAUGACUUCAACCCAUAUGUCCAAAAGUUCACCCAGGAUGUGUGGAACGUGCUCUCCAGCGUUGGGCCCGAGAAGAGAUAUGACAUCCUAACUUGCCAAGCGCUUAAAUUCCUUACCGCUGUGGCUUCAGUGUCUAGGCACGCACAGAUUUUCAGCGACGAGGCGACACUGGGUACAAUUGUUGAGAAGGUCAUUAUCCCAAAUGUGUCUCUCAGAGAAUCGGAUGUUGAAAUGUUCGAGGACGAGCCGAUCGAAUUCAUCAGACAUGAUCUGGAGGGCUCCGAUACCGACUCGAGAAGAAGGGCUUCGACCGAUUUUCUCCAGAAGCUGCUCGGAAACUUUGAGAUGCUGGUGACACAAGUGGUCUUCAAGUACAUCAACCAUUUCCUCGAGCAAGGAAAGAGUGACUGGAAGGCCAAGGAUACCGCUGUGUAUCUCUUCCUCGCCAUCGCUGCCAAGGGUGCCGUCACGGCAUCUCACGGUGUCAAGACGGUCAACAGCCAUAUCAAUGUGGUGGAGUUUUUCACCCAACAUAUUGCUGGUGACCUUGUUGGUGGGGACUCGCAUCCUAUUGCCAAGGUUGAUGCCAUCAAGUACCUCUACAACUUCCGCAGCCAGCUUGACAAGGCCCAGUGGGCCGCUGCUAUGCAGCCACUCAUCCAGAACCUGGGUUCAGACAACUAUGUGGUCUACACUUAUGCGGCCAUUGCGGUCGAGAGAGUGCUUUACCUGACGGACGAUUCCGGCCAGCACAUUUUCCCUCGGGCUGACAUCCAGCCCCAUGCCAAGGAGCUCUUGGAACACCUCUUCAGUCUUGUUGAAAAGGACGCCUCGCCAGCAAAGUUACAGGAGAAUGAGUUCUUGAUGAGGUGCAUCAUGCGCGUUCUGAUCGUUCUCAAGGAGGGGGCGGCCGAGUGUGGUAUCAACAAUAUUCUCACUCACCUGAAUGGCAUCACCAAUAUCAUCAAGCAGAACCCCAGCAACCCGCGCUUUUACUACUAUCACUUUGAGGCCAUGGGAGCCCUUGUCAGAUACUGCAGUAGUCUGCCUCAGGUCGACCUUAUCAGCCGCCUGUGGGAGCCGUUUGCAUUGAUCCUCACCGAGGAUGUGUCCGAGUUCAUCCCCUUCGUCUUCCAGAUCUUCUCGCUUCUUUUGGAGCUCAACCCAACCGCGCAGAUUCCAGGCGAUUUCAAGGCUCUUUUGGAACUUGUGCUUACCCCGACUCUAUGGGACACCAGAGGCAAUGCGCCCCCUCUUUCCCGGUUCCUUGCGGCCAUCAUCCCCAAGGCCGCCCAGGCCAUUGUGCUGGAGAACAAGCUGGAAGCCGUACUCCUCAUCUUCCAGCGUCUUUUGGCCAGCAAAAAGACGUCGCAGAAUGCCUUUGACAUCAUCGACUCCGUCGUGACCACAUUCCCUGCUGAGGUGUUGGAGCCAUUCUUCACCAAUGUGGUCGGCCUUGUCUUCGACAGCGUCCAGAAGCACCCUAGCGAUUCGCACAAGCUCCGUGUAGCGCGUUUCUACCAUCUCGUCUCGGCCAAGCCAGGGCUCGGGGCCGACUUCUUCAUCAAGCACGCCGACGCCGUCCAGGCAAACGUUUUUACUCCUUUCUACCUGCAGGUUAUCCGACCCACCACUGCCUUGUUCGCCAAGCCGGUGGACCGCAAGCUGGCUGUUGUUUCUUACACCAAGACGCUGUGCGAGUCCGAGGCCUUUGCCACGCGCUACGCCAAGGGCUGGGGCUUCACCUGCACGAACCUGCUGGACCUCCUCAAGAACCCACCCAGGGUUGCUGCUGGUCUUGGUGACGAGCUCCUUGUUGAGAACGAUGUGGACGACAUUGGCUUCGGCAUUGGUUUCACGCCUUUGAACACGUGCAAGCGCGGCCCCACGGAUGCCUACCCCGAGAUCACUGAGAUUGAGAAGUGGGUCGGACAGUAUGUCAAGGAGGCGAACGCGAAGACGAACGGGCAGAUCACGCGGUUUGCUCAGGAGAGGCUGGCUCCUGAGGCCCAGCAGUUCUUUGCGCCUUAUCUGGCUUAA